Mesocricetus auratus (golden hamster) is the source of this 1211-nucleotide messenger RNA. RefSeq names its product splicing factor, proline- and glutamine-rich-like. The transcript has a single exon. The coding region runs from base 1 to 894 and encodes 297 amino acids. The record is from RefSeq and is a predicted model, not a curated record. NCBI's taxonomy places the organism in Eukaryota, Metazoa, Chordata, Mammalia, Rodentia, Cricetidae.
AUGAAUGUUUUUUCAAUAUAUAAACAAUCAAAGCCAGCAGCAAGAAAAGCAUUUGAAAGAUGCAGUGAAGGUGCUUUCCUAUUGACAACGACUCCUCGCCCAGUCAUUGUGGAACCUCUUGAACAGUUAGAUGACAAAGAUGGUCUUCCUGAAAAACUGGCCCAGAAGAAUCCAAUGUAUCAAAAGGAGAGAGAAACACCUCCUCGUUUUGCUCAGCAUGGCACAUUUGAGUAUGAAUAUUCUCAAAGAUGGAAGUCCUUGGAUGAAAUGGAAAAACAGCAAAGGGAACAAGUUGAAAAAAACAUGAAGGAUGCGAAAGAUAAAUUGGAAAGUGAAAUGGAAGAUGCCUACCAUGAGCAUCAAGCAAAUCUUUUGCGCCCAGAUCUGAUGAGACGCCAGGAGGAACUGAGGCACAUGGAAGAACUUCACAGUCAAGAAAUGCAGAAACGUAAAGAAAUGCAGCUGAGGCAAGAGGAGGAACGACGUAGAAGAGAGGAAGAGAUAAUGAUUCGCCAAAGAGAGAUGGAAGAACAGAUGAGACGCCAGCGAGAAGAAAGUUACAGCAGAAUGGGCUACAUGGAUCCAAGAGAAAGAGACAUGAGAAUGGGUGGUGGAGGAACAAUGAACAUGGGAGAUCCCUAUGGUUCAGGAGGCCAGAAAUUUCCACCUCUAGGUGGUGGUGGUGGCAUAGGUUAUGAAGCUAAUCCUGGAGUUCCACCGGCAACCAUGAGUGGUUCCAUGAUGGGAAGUGACAUGCGUACUGAGCGCUUUGGGCAGGGAGGUGCGGGUCCUGUGUGUGGACAGGGUCCUAGAGGAAUGGGGCCUGGAACUCCAGCAGGAUAUGGUAGAGGAAGAGAAGAGUAUGAAGGGCCAAACAAAAAACCACGAUUUUAGAUAUCUAGGCUUUCAUUCAGUUUGUUUUUGUCUUUUCUUGUUUAGAUACCACUUUUAAAUUCUUGCAUUUUAGUAAGAAAGCUACCUUUUUAUGGAUGUUAGCAGUUUAUUGACCUGAUAGUUGUAAAUGGUCUGUUUGGGCAGGUAAAAUUAUGUAACGCAGUGUUCAAAACAGGAGAAAAAAAUUUUCUUUUUAUUUACUUUUUUUUAACUGUAUAAUGUUUCUCAAGUUAAUGGCAGUGUACCUUGUGCCACUGAAUUUCCAAAGUGUACCAUUUUUUUUACUGUGCUUCGAAUAAAUAGAAAAAUAGUUACAA